Messenger RNA from Naegleria lovaniensis, 717 nucleotides. RefSeq lists its product as uncharacterized. The record is from RefSeq and is a predicted model, not a curated record. The coding region runs from base 1 to 717 and encodes 238 amino acids. NCBI's taxonomy places the organism in Eukaryota, Heterolobosea, Eutetramitea, Acrasida, Naegleriidae. The transcript has a single exon.
AUGUUCUGCAUUGAUUUCAAUCAAGAUGUAGUAAUGUGUGCUUCUGAUGACCUUUGUUGGAAGGUGUUGGAUAAUGAUGAGUCCUUGGAGAGUGAAUGGCAAGUGAUUAUUGACGAAGUGGAUUUUGAGCAUGUGUUACAGAAACGAGCACAGGAUAUGUGUACAAUUCAUGAAACAACCUCAGAAUCAAAUCCAUUCGUUACAAGAAUGGAAAAUAAUUCAUAUCAUCCUUUCAGUAAUAAGACGGAAUGGGACUGUUUUAUGUUAUUAAAAUACCACAGGUUAACGAAACUUCAAUACGAAAAAGUUACGGAAAUGCUUAAAGACAACAAUAUUCCUUAUCUCACAUAUGAUCAAAUUCAACAUUGCGUAAAAGGACUUCAAACACAACAAUUAUCACAUUCAACCGAUCAUGUGUUUUAUUAUAACCUUGAAUCAACCAUACGAUAUUUAUUAGCAGAUCCUAUUAUUGCCAACCAAAUUCACUACGGAAGAAAUAUUACGGACAAAGAAAAAGGAGAGCAAUAUGCAACACCUGGUUUUAAGAAAUUGAUAGAAAAAUCAGGAUCAGACAUUCUAUCAGUUGUCUUUGUGUUAUAUUUUGACGAAUAUAGAAAAUACCGAACUGGCUCUAAGAACUCAGGAGGGUUUUAUCUUAGUUUACUGAAUUACUCUAAAUCGUUCUUAACAGGAUCAAGGAAACCAUCUCUCUUCUAG